Molecule: messenger RNA, 4344 nt
Organism: Helicoverpa zea (corn earworm)
Lineage: Eukaryota; Metazoa; Arthropoda; Insecta; Lepidoptera; Noctuidae
Exons: 3
Coding region: 555-3584 (1009 amino acids)
Source: RefSeq, a predicted model, not a curated record
UUUACACAGAAGAUAUGGUAGAUUUUAAAUAAUUUCAGGUUCGCGGUAUUAUAUGUAUUAAUAUAAAUAGUUUCCACCCAUUUAGAGUGUAUUAAACAAGCUCCAUUUUAUUUUUUAUUAAUAUGUUUAUUUUACUUUCCAUACACGAGUCGUGUGUCCUACCUAGACAUUUCACACUUCGGAGUCACAAAAUUGGGUACAACUGUAAUGUAUCCUGUAAAAUCUUUUAAUUUCUAAAUUAAUUGAGUAAUUUACUGUAUACUUUUAACUGAUAUUAUUAAAAUAUAGCAUAAAAAUUAAUUCAAAACGCACUUUAAACAAUAGUCUCACUUUUUUUCCCGAAUGAUACUUCACGCAAGUUACCAUAAAGUAACGGCUUAAUCAAAAAGAUACCUUGGCCACGAAAAUAUUUUUAAGUAAUAGCAACACCACAGACAUGUUGGCCAACCGUACAGAUAAAAAUCGCCAUUUUGUUUCUGUCCAAGUUGGUCGAGAAGGUAGUCGGCAAUUGUGUCUCAAAAGAUUUUAUUAUUUUUAAGUGAAAAUAAUGCAAGAUGGUUUUGACGGCGGCAGAAAAACAAAAGCGGUACAGAGAGCGAAUGCGAGCUAACAACCCAGAAAAAUUUGAAGAAGCUAAGCGUAAAAAUGCUGUGCGAAAUAAAGAAAGAAAAAAAAUUUGUGAAUGUUCGGAAAGAGAGAAAGAAAUCCUAAGGGCACAGUGGAGAAAUAGAAAAAAUAGACAAAAAGAUAAAAUAAAAGAAAAUGUUACUGAAAAUAAUAGUGAUCUAACUGAGAGUAAUGAUUUAACUCAUAACAGAGCACGAUUAGCAGAAAGAAGAAAGUUUCAAAAACAUUUGGCUUUAGUAAAAAAUAGCUAUGAGGUUAAAAUCAACAAGAUGGCAAAAAAUAUUGCAGCACUUAAAAAAAAAUGUUACCGUUUAACAAAGAAACAAGAAUUAUUAAUCGCGCGUAUUAACGAGUUGAAAGUCAAAAAUGCAGAAUUUCUAAUAAAUAAUGUUCCUUUAAGUACCAAUACAAUCCAAGAUGACAUUGAAAUGACACCGCUUACAAAAACCGAAAGCUUUAUAGAAGAGAAUAUUCCCAAUAUAUCCACACCAGAAAAACAAAAAGUAAAAAGACAGCUUCUUAAUUAUAACGUUCUAACAAAUGCUAUCCAAAAUACUUACAAAAAUUCUAAAGAUAAUAAAGAUCGAAAUGUUCUUAAAAAAGUAGUUGAGGAUGAAAUAGUAAACAAGUACAAGGUAAAAAGCAUAACUACAGCUGUAUUGGGACUGAAAGGAAGAAUACGUCACAGAAGAAGCAUUUUGCGAAAUAAUACGAUGAUUUUAGAAGAAAUUAAACAAUUCUAUGAAAGAGAUGAUGUGAGCAGAGCAACAGCCGGGAAGAAUGAAGUUAAAACUUUUAAGAAAAAUAAACGACAGCGACGCUACUUAUUGAAAAGUCUGAAGGAUCUUUACAAAAAGUAUAGGUUGGAAGGUGGCAAAGCAAAGUAUACUGCAUUUAAAAAGUACCGGCCAUUCUAUGUCUUGCGUCCUAAACUCUCAAAUAGAGAAACAUGUGGAUGUAUUAAACAUGAGAAUAUAAUGCUGAAGAUUGAAAAAUUAAAACUUUUCGGAAUGAUAGAAACCAAGGAUUUAGAUAUAAUUUUGUCUAAAGUACAGUGUGACUUGAAUUCAAAAGAAUGUGCGUAUAGGGAAUGCUCUUUUUGUAAAGAUAAAGUUAUUUCCUUAAACUGGGGUAGUCAUAACCAAAGUGAAACUGUUAAUUACGAAGAAUUCAGACUUGACAAACAUGAGUAUACUAAUAAAAAAGAUAAUAAAAUAUAUAUUACUAAGAAGAUGGAAAAGAAACCAGUAAGUGAGUCAUUGGGAAAUUUAGUACAGAAAUUUAACAUAGAACUUAGUAUUAUAAAAAAACAUAUUUACAACAUUAAACAUCAGUAUAACCAAUACACAUCGUGCAUAAAAAACUUGAAAAACAUUGAAGUUGCUCUUCAUAUAGAUUUUAGCGAAAAUUACACAUGCAAACUUGCAACAGAAGUGCAAUCUAUGCACUUUGGUGCAUCUAAACCACAAAUAACAAUUCAUACUGGUGUCUUGUAUACCAGUGGAACCAAGCCACAAGCAUUUGCUUCUUUAUCACCAAGCAAUGAACAUGGUCCAGAGGCCAUAUGGGCCCAUCUUGAACCUAUACUUAACCAUAUUAGAAAGGAAUUUCCAACUGUGUCCGCUGUUCAUUUUUUUUCUGAUGGCCCUACUAGCCAAUACAAACAAAAGAAGAAUUUUUAUAUGUUUUCAAAACAUACAAAAUUGUUAGGAUUCCCUAACUCCACGUGGAAUUUCAGUGAAUCUUCUCAUGGAAAGGGAGCCGCUGAUGGAGUUGGUGGCGCGUUAAAACGCAGACUCGAUGGUUAUGUGUCACAGGGCAUAGAUAUACCAAAUGCCCAAACAGCAUUUAAAAUCCUUAAGGACUCGGACACGUCAGUAAUGAUCUUUUAUGUUACAGAGGCUGAUAUUGCCAGAUACACAAUAUCAGAAAUUCUAACGCCUGUACCACAGACAAUGAUUCUUCAUCAAAUUGCUAACACAGAGAUUGUCUUGUUCCCAAAAGGUCAUUGUGAAUGUUUAGAUGUCAAAAACCACCAACUUAUACCAAACAAAGAAUCUGAAAAAGACAGUGAUACAAUAAAUAAUCGUGAUCGGAAUAAAGCAAAAGAGAAUGAUAAAAAAAGGAAAAUAUCAGAAUUAAGUGAAAUAUCUGAUUCAGAGCAAGAAGAGAAAGAGAACAGGAAUGAGAUUGAGAAGAUUGGUAGGACUGGUAACGACACAAAAAAAAAAGUAACCCUAUUAUCAGAAGUGAGGUACAAACCGGAAAAUCGUGCCUUCUGUAUCAAACGUUUUCAUAAUGGUAAACCGAAUCUCAUAAAUAUUAACAUGUGUGAUACAUUAAAUUUAUCAUAUAAAAAAAAUAUAGAUAUAUAUCAUAACCCAACUCCAUCCACGUCGACCAUGUCAGAACUAAAUGAGAAACAAAAUAUUACACUCAAAAAGACAAGAUUUCGUGAGACGCAAAAUAUCGCUGAUUCUAGUGGAAGCUCCACAGAAAACGAUGAUGAUUUUUCUGUUCAUGACACCUCAGAUGACGAACAGUUUAUACCCGAUUCUGACUCUAUUAUAACUCGUGAAACAGUUGAAGAAGAAACAGGAAAUAAUCACAAUAUUCAAGAAGAGACUGAUAUAAACAAGAUAACUGACAAAGAGUGUGAUUCCCCAAACACCAAAGAUGAUAAUAUAAGUGUAGGUGAUAGUGUAUUAGUGAGGUAUUUUAUAAGACAAUCUUGGAAAUAUUAUGUUGGUUUUAUAGAAAGGGUAGAAGUUGAUGUUACUGUAGGUUAUUCUGUGCUGUUUUUAAAAACAAUUUAUAAACCAACACUAAAAUUUGUACCUACAAAAAAAGAUCGUGAUAUUGUUCCCGAAUUAAGUGUGGUAAAAAGAAUAGAGCUAGAGUUGAUUGGGAAAGCAUAUGUCUUAAAAGAUACAUCAGAUCAAAUAUAUUUUCUAUAAUCUGUGAACGUAAUUUAUUGUCUUUCGUAACUAAUUAUUAAUCUAUGUCAUGUCUAAUUAAUGUCGAACGUACAUUUUUAUGCCGCCUACGUUCCACACGUGGAAGUUUGGAAGAACUGUUGGGGUGUUGGACGAAUGAGUGGAGGCGGCAUUACACGUACAGUCUGUCACGGAUUGAGUUUUAUUUGGUAAAAAUUAGGUAGAUUUAAGAUUGAUUAGUGUAAUUCUUAAAGUUACGAGAAAACAAGAAAAGAUUUCCCAAAAAUGUUGAUAUUGUUAUAAAAGGUUAGUCUUUUUGACUUAUAUCCGCCAUAUUCAAAUAUAAGUUAAUUAGAACGAUACGAAGUCAAGAAUGAUAACUUUUUAAAAUAUUUUUCUAAUAUUAUUUUUUUAUGCUAAGCGUUUACGCGGAAUGGCUUUAUACAAACUUUUAUUGAUCUUGAAAACGAAUUACCUAAACAGUUUUAAUAAAACUUGGUAUAGGUACAAAUUAGCAGGUUAUAUAGAUCUAAAUACCAGUUAUAUAAUUUAUUUUCAAAAAAGUGUUUUAAAAAGAUCUUACAGUCAAUUUCAGUUUUCUAUGCAAACGGAAAAUUCCAUAGUUUCAUAAUAUUCAUAUUUCUUAAAUGUGUUUAUUUUAGAUUUAGAUCUUUAAGUAUAACUUGCGUAUCGAAUUUUAUAACAAUCGGUUUAUCUAGGAAGAUAUGGUUUUACUUUCGAAUGAUUAUAUUACAAUUUUUUUUUACGAAAGCCAUGCGGC